GCCUGCUGCUGUUCCCGGUGCGGCCUGCAGGCGGCAGCCCAGAAAUCGGCCCGACUCUCCUCAGCGGGGCUCCCGGUGGCCGCCUCGUACCAGCCCGGAGGAGGGAACCAAAGCCCAGCAGCCUCGGCAGCCGCAGCAGCAACAGCCGCCGCCCCAGCCCCAGCGGGAGGAGAUGCGAUGACAACGUCCGCCCUGCAGAAAGCCAUUGAUUUGGUCACAAAAGCCACCGAGGAAGAUAAAGCAAAGAACUAUGAAGAGGCUCUGCGGCUCUACCAGCAUGCAGUGGAGUACUUCCUUCACGCCAUCAAGUAUGAUGCUCACAGUGACAAGGCCAAGGAAAGCAUCAGGGCAAAAUGUGCACAGUACCUGGACCGGGCUGAGAAGCUGAAGGAUUAUCUGCGGAACAAGGGCAAGCAGAGCAAAAAGCCUGUCAAAGAAGCCCAGAAUGACAGCAAGGGGAGUGACAGUGACAGUGAGGGCGACAAUCCUGAGAAGAAGAAGUUGCAAGAGCAGCUGAUGGGUGCCAUUGUGAUGGAGAAGCCCAACGUGCGGUGGAAUGACGUGGCUGGGCUGGAAGGAGCUAAAGAGGCUCUCAAGGAAGCGGUCAUCUUGCCCAUCAAAUUCCCUCACUUAUUCACAGGUAAGCGCACUCCAUGGCGAGGGAUCCUCCUCUUUGGCCCUCCUGGUACUGGGAAGUCUUACCUGGCCAAGGCUGUAGCAACUGAAGCAGGCAACUCCACCUUCUUCUCCAUCUCCUCUUCAGACUUGAUGUCCAAGUGGCUAGGGGAGAGUGAAAAGUUGGUGAAGAACCUCUUUGAGCUGGCCAGGCAGCAUAAGCCUUCCAUCAUCUUCAUUGACGAAGUGGACUCUUUGUGCGGCUCUCGCAAUGAGAAUGAGAGUGAGGCAGCCCGCAGGAUCAAGACAGAGUUCCUGGUACAAAUGCAAGGCGUCGGGAAUGACAAUGAUGGCACGUUGGUCUUGGGUGCUACCAACAUCCCCUGGGUGCUGGAUGCUGCCAUUCGGCGAAGGUUUGAGAAACGUAUUUACAUCCCGCUUCCCGAGGAGCCGGCCAGGGCUCAGAUGUUUAAGUUGCACCUUGGCAACACGCCGCACAGCCUGACAGAAGCCAACAUCCACGAAUUAGCCCGGAAGACUGACGGCUAUUCAGGGGCUGACAUCAGCAUCAUUGUGCGCGAUGCCCUCAUGCAGCCUGUCCGCAAGGUGCAGUCGGCCACACACUUCAAAAAGGUCCAUGGACCAUCCCGCACCAAUCCUGGCACGGUGAUAGAUGAUCUGUUAACCCCUUGUUCCCCGGGAGAUCCUGGUGCUAUUGAAAUGACAUGGAUGGAGGUACCUGGGGACAAGCUUCUGGAGCCUAUAGUCUGCAUGUCAGACAUGCUGCGCUCACUGGCCACCACCCGCCCCACCGUGAAUACAGAGGAUCUGCUAAAGGUGAAGAAGUUCACUGAAGACUUUGGCCAGGAGGGCUAACGCUGUGUCUCUGGGGAGCAGCGGUGAUGGGGGGCAUUUUACCACGGACGUGUGUGUAGACAAGGCCCUUUGUGCUGACAGUGGACUGUGCCAAGCAGAGGUUAGCAUCCAGCUUACUACUGAAUCUGUCUCUGCUUGGAGCACCCGUUUGGCUGGGGAAGGAAGAGGAUGAGGUGACACGGCCUCCAUUGCUACUCUGGGAGAUGGACACAAAGGGGAGAAGGCUGAGCCCAGCCCGCUCUGGUUUUUCCCCAUCCAGACACCCCUGCCUUCAUGGUUGCUCUUUCAUUCCCCCCCCCCUUUAACGCUGCUUGGCUUGUUUAUAUACAAAUAAAAACAAUCCGAAACUUCCACUAUACCGCAACCCUUUUUUCCUGAGACCCCUUCCAGCUCCUGUGGAAGCAACACCUGGUGCCACCCCGAAGAGAAAACCGAACUGGCUUCACCUAAGGCCAUUGCUUACUCCCUGAAAUCUGAAAUGCUGCACUUCCAAGCUUGAGCCGUACUUUGAAGAGUGUGACCUUCUUCUGGCUCAGCCAAAGUGGCAGGAAGCUCUCCCAGUGAGAAGUCCACUCCAAGGCUUAACUAAUGCUCAGCUCUCUCCUGGAGUUGAGGUACUCAUGUUGGAAGUGCUGUCCAAGAAGCUUACUUUGCCAAGGCCUGAUCUGUUGCAUGGCUUGAGGUACGGUAUCUGAAAAUGUGCUCUGCCCCACAGGAUGCUGUGUGGUGCAGAAUUUGUUGCCCUUCAGCUUUGUAGCGUUUUGCAUGUGUGGCACAGAAAAAGCAGGGGAGCAGAGCAGAGAUGAGGAGGGCUGCAGCUCCAAGCCCCUCAGCCUUAUCCUGGCACUGUGGCUCAACCCAGCAAGCCUGCUGCUUCUCAGAAAGGGAUGACGUCUUUGCUCUUCCAGCUGUGGCACAAGAGGUGACGUACUAAGGAAUGCAAACUGGGCACCUGUCAGCACACAGAUGCUGGCAAAGUCCUGCAAAGGAGAUGGAGCUGCCUUUGCAGCAGCAACAUGUAGGAGAUCUGCCCACCAUUACUCCCCCAUGGCUCUUUUGCUCAUGGUUGGGCCUCUGCUGGGGUGUCUCUGCUGCAAUCUGGGGCUCUAGAGUGUGUUUUUUAAAAAUCCAUGCCAUGGGGAGGCAAAGGACUCAUUUAUUCCACCCCAUUGGCUCUAGGCAAUGGCUCUUGUGCCACAAGUGGAGGAGGCUGACAAUGCUCAAGCAUAGGCUUCUACUCACAGCAGGGUUUUUGCUUCCCUGAAGGUAACUGCCGAUUCCUAAUUCAACAAAUCCACCUUUCUCUGCCACUAAAGCUACUUUCCUGUGCUUUAGUCUUCUUGUCUUAGUACUACUGAGGAAGGCAUGUAGGGGUGGGCGGGAGCUCUUGGUCUCUAGAAAUUCAAGUGAAUAGCUGUGAGAACCUCUUAACUGUCAAGGGGUUUAACGGCCUGUACACCCCCUGCCCCCCUUUUCUGUCACAUGUACAUAAUUUUGAGUUGAUUCCAGUGUGGGGAGGGGCAGUUUAUGGAAGAAUAAAGUGUUGAAAAUA
Molecule: messenger RNA, 3043 nt
Organism: Zootoca vivipara (common lizard)
Lineage: Eukaryota; Metazoa; Chordata; Lepidosauria; Squamata; Lacertidae
Gene: VPS4A
Product: vacuolar protein sorting 4 homolog A
Biological process (GO): endosomal transport; vacuole organization
Molecular function (GO): ATP hydrolysis activity; ATP binding
Source: RefSeq, a predicted model, not a curated record